CGCGUCCUCGGUACACUGCAAGCAGAGCGCAAAGAGGAACAACGGAGCUCGCGUGCACUCAUUCAUACACACUGCGCGCGUGCACACACUCACACACACAGCUCUGGGAGAAUCUCUCGCAGACAGACACACACGCGCGCGCGGAGACGUGCAGGGAGAAACGGAAGCAGCGCUGAGGUGCGGCUUUUACCGGAUGGAGAAUAUAUGUCGGUGUAAUCGGUGUUAAUUCGUGUAUCGCGGUUCCGGAGCGGAAAUCGCGCCUGGAGCUCGAGGAAACAUUUUCUUCAGCCUAUAUAUAAAAUCUGAGAUAUUUUUAAAAGGUUUUUUUUUAUUAUUGAUUUUCUUCUCAGCACCGGAGUGGAUUGUGUGGAACUGAACCCGGAUUUUUAUAACUGGAUUUAAAAAAAAUAAUAAUUAAGUGUAAUUUUGCGCACAGAGGAAUAGAGUCUCAGGUGUGUGUGUGUGUGUGAACAUGGAGGUGUUACUAUGACCUCGGACUUCACCAUUGUCACUGCAGGUCACACACUUUAACCUAUUUAUUCACAUUUUUUUGUUUUUUUGGGGGGGGGUUUCUGUUUGAGAGCCAGUGAACUGAGAGCUUUUUUUUUUAUUUGGGAAAUUCAGCCAUGAACUUUGUGGUUUAUUGGACUCAGUUAUUUCUGGUAGCGCUGCUGAACGUCUCGGCUGUGGAUGCGGCUUACAUACCAAAGGAGGGAAAAAGCAAGAAUGAAGUGGUGCCGUUUAUGGAGGUGUACACUAAGAGCAGGUGUAAUCCGAGGGAGACCCUGGUAGAUGUACAGCACGAGUAUCCACACGACACACACGUCACCUAUCUGCCAUCCUGUGUGGUGCUCCAGCGCUGUGGAGGCUGCUGUAACGAUGAAGCACUUGAAUGUGUUCCUACACACACCAACAACGUUACACUGGAGUUGUACAGAGUAAAACCAGGUGUAGGAGAACACAAAACUCUGCUGAGCUUCACAGAACACACACACUGUGACUGCAGAGUAAAACCAGAAGUGAAAACAAAGAAAGAAUACCGCUGUGAGCCCUGCUCAGAGAGGAAGAAGCACUGGUUUGUGCAGGAUCCUCUCACCUGCAGGUGUUCCUGCACACUGACUCAGUUACAGUGCAGGUCCAGAAAGCUUGAGUUAAACGAGAGAGUUUGCAGAUGUGAUAAACCGAGGAGAUGACGAUGACGCUGGUCUCAGACACGCACUGAAUGAAGGAAUAUUUAAUCUCAGCACUUUUUCACCAACCUGUGGACCACACACAUACACACACACCCUCUCUCUCUCUCUCUCUCUCUCUCUCUCUCUCUCUCUCUCUCUCUCUCUCUCUCUCUCUCUCUC
This is a messenger RNA of Tachysurus fulvidraco (yellow catfish), 1352 nucleotides long. RefSeq names its product vascular endothelial growth factor Aa (gene vegfaa). The record is from RefSeq and is a predicted model, not a curated record. NCBI's taxonomy places the organism in Eukaryota, Metazoa, Chordata, Actinopteri, Siluriformes, Bagridae. Gene Ontology annotation, biological process: positive regulation of protein phosphorylation; positive regulation of endothelial cell proliferation; positive regulation of mast cell chemotaxis. Bases 627 to 1193 code for a protein of 188 amino acids. Gene Ontology annotation, cellular component: membrane. The transcript has 7 exons. Gene Ontology annotation, molecular function: vascular endothelial growth factor receptor 1 binding; growth factor activity; chemoattractant activity.